AGUUUUCAAUUGUUUUCAUUCAUGAAAAUAACUUGAAAUAAAAUUUUGAAAACUAUUUUGGAUUCUGUCAGAUGACCAAAUACCUAGCAAAUUUUUCUGUGGAAUAGUGUGGAAACUGGUGUUGAAAUAAAUCGGGGUUCAUAUAGGGUCAUUUUUCUGAAUAGUUGAAAACAAAGUGAAAUUUUUAUUAAUUUUGAAUAAUCUUAUGGCACCAGCUGAAGAUAACGACAGCGGAAUGGAAUCUCAGGAAGGGUCACAGUCUCUUGAUCAAGAAAACAUACUUGAAAAAGAAACUUCAACAAAACCAAGAAAGCAGCUAGAAAUUGAUGAGAGCGAAGAUGAUGAGCCAGAUGAAACAUUGGCUGAGCGACUUUGGGGAUUAACAGAAAUGUUUCCAGAACCAGUUCGAAAUAUAACCUAUGCAACAUUUUCAAAUACACAGUCAGGAAUAAAAAAGGCGUACACUUUUUCACGGAGUGCCAUGUGGAUAGUAUUCAGUACAUCUAUCAUUUUAUUUGCUCCAGUCAUAUUUGAGGUUGAGAGGGCUCAAGUGGAAGAGAUGCAAAAAAAUCAACAGAAACAGCUUCUUUUAGGACCAAAUUCAGCAAUAUCAGGAGGAGUUCCGCCCCCUAUAAUGCCUCCGAUGCCACAACAACGAAGCUGAGUGAUUUUAUUAGCCUGUUAUGUUAAUGCAUCCUCAUUGAAAAUCAAGCUGGAGUUGUGACAGUUUCUGCUAUAAAGUCAGUUCUUCAUUCUGCAUUUUUCAAUGCUGUAAUGUAUUGAACAUUUCUAUUAAAUAGAGUAUUGUAGUAUUGUUGUUUUA
Leptinotarsa decemlineata (Colorado potato beetle) is the source of this 823-nucleotide messenger RNA. It is a transcript of the gene mge, whose product is annotated as translocase of outer mitochondrial membrane 22 homolog mge. The record is from RefSeq and is a predicted model, not a curated record. Gene Ontology annotation, biological process: intracellular protein transport. NCBI's taxonomy places the organism in Eukaryota, Metazoa, Arthropoda, Insecta, Coleoptera, Chrysomelidae. Gene Ontology annotation, cellular component: mitochondrial outer membrane.